This is a messenger RNA of Polypterus senegalus (gray bichir), 2637 nucleotides long. Its product is annotated as UNC93-like protein MFSD11. Bases 159 to 1502 code for a protein of 447 amino acids. The record is from RefSeq and is a predicted model, not a curated record. The transcript is spliced from 13 exons. NCBI's taxonomy places the organism in Eukaryota, Metazoa, Chordata, Cladistia, Polypteriformes, Polypteridae.
CGGCCUCGAGAGCGCGCCUUCGACGUCACGUAGAGAAAAGUAGCGCUUGUUAUUAUUUGGGUUUGCCUAUCGGACUCCUUAAGGUCGCCUUCUUUUCAAAUGAUCAGAUGCAUGAAACAGUUUGACGCCGAGUGCCAAGCAGACGCUCGCAUAUCGCGAUGGCAAACCUGAAGACUUUCAACGUUGUUGCACUGGGGGUUGGAUUUAUGCUUAUUUUUACGGCGUUUACAACUUGCGGAAACAUUGAACAAACGGUUAUAAAAAGUUUAACCAACUCUAGUUUUGAAGGCAGUGGUUACAACAGUCUUGCUAUUAUUUAUGGAGUAUUUUCUGCCUCCAACUUAAUUGCCCCUUCAGUUGUUGCAGUUUUUGGACCUCAGCUCUCUAUGCUGUUUAGUGGACUUGUUUACAGUGGCUAUAUUGCUGUGUUCAUUAUUCCAAUGACAUGGUCAUUUUAUUUGACGUCAGUUCUGAUUGGAGUAGCUGCAGCUGUGCUUUGGACAGCACAAGGUAAUUUCCUUGUGCUAAAUUCAGAUGCCACUACUAUCAAUAUGAACACUGGAAUCUUCUGGGCACUUUUGCAAUCCAGUAUGCUCUUUGGGAAUCUGUACAUUUAUUUUCACUGGAAUGGAAAAAGUGUUAUUACAGAUUCAGACAGACGGAUGCUUUUUUUGGUUUUAACAAUUAUUUCUAUCUUGGGAACAAUGGUUUUCAUUGUUCUGAGAAAUAAUUCUUCACAAGAAGAAGAAGAACCUAAGAGUGAAGAAGAAGGCUUAUUACUUCCAGCACACAUACAAUGCAAGCAAAGGGCUCUAUCAGCUGUUCGGGAUGUCGUCACAGAAUUCAGGACACUCACAAGGCUUCUAAACACAAGAACAAUAGUUCUUCUUAGUUUCAGCAUGGCCUACACUGGUCUAGAGCUUACUUUUUACAGUGGAGUUUAUGGUACUUGCAUUGGUGCUACUGGACAAUUUGGAAGUGCAGCAAAAGGAUUAAUUGGCCUCUCUGGAAUUCUAAUAGGGAUUGGAGAAAUUUUAGGUGGCGGCCUUUUUGGGCUUCUUUGUAAAAACAACCAGUUCAGACGUACAUCUGUAGUAUUUCUGGGCAUGGUAGUGCAUUUUGUUGCUUUCUAUCUAAUUUUUCUUAAUAUCCCAAAUGAUGCACCAUCUGUUAAUGAAUCAGAAACACAGAGUAUACCUUACCUAACGCCAAGUAUCCCUUUAGCCAUGGUGAGCAGCUUUUUGCUGGGAUUAGGAGACAGCUGUUUCAACACCCAGAUUUAUAGUAUCUUAGGAUAUUUAUAUGUGGAACAAAGCGCUCCUGCGUUUGCUGUUUUUAAACUCAUCCAGUCCAUAUCUUCUGCAAUUGCAUUCUUAUACAGCAAUUACAUCCUUUUAUCAUGGCAAUUGUUGAUAUUAGUAAUCUUUGGAUUUAUUGGGACAAUCUGCUUCUUUUUGGUGGAGAGGAUUGAAGAUCUCACCUUGAAUUUAAGGGAUGAGUGAAUGUGCCUGAGGCCAAUGUUAUCUUUGUAAUAAGCUCUAUAGCUAUGCAACAGCAAAGUCAAUCAUAAUGGGUCACCUUUAGUUGCAGAGAAGAGACAAUUUACAGAAGAUUUAAAAUGACUGCCCUAAUUGCACUAAACUGAUUUAUCAUUCUGAAAGCACAAAAUACUUAUGUCAUUAAGAAGCAAUUGUUUCAGCAAGUUUACAUUGGCUUUGCGUUAUUCUUUAAAAUAUAUAUAAAUGGGUAAUUGCCAUUAAAAUGUCUGAAUCUCAGCCAUAUCAGCUAAAUGAAGAAGUGUGCAUUUUACUCUCCAUUAUCUGAAUUGUUUUAUGGAAGGAAAAGUAACGUUUCAUGCUGUAAUAAACACCUGAAUUAAAUGUAAUGUUUUACAUGCUUGCACCAACCAUUUUAAUUGCAGAAACCAGCUUUAUACAGUGCAAUAAGCUUAAACUUGUUCACUACAAUAAGAAUUUCAACUAGUUUCUGUGAUUGGCUAUUUCUACUUAAAGAAAAGCUGACAUUAUCACAGGUUAAGACCAGUGAAUGCAUUUCUUGAAGAGGAGUAUGUUAUAUUGUAUAUUUAAUUUUUAUAUAUACAGUGUAUUUUUAUAAAGUGGUAUUUUUAAUGUUUAGAAAAUGAAUGUGGUUAUUAUUAUUGUUUAUAUUUGUAUAUUCAAUUCAGACUCCAUUCCAGAGUUUAACAACCUUAAUAUAUGAUUUAAAACUUAUUUUGUUCCUUGAGUAGCCUUAAGGGAGCUUAGUGUAUUUUUUAUGAUUCCAGGUAUUCACAGGCCCCCUGCAGGCUUGAAAAAAUGUUAUCAAGUAACACAAGCUGCUUAGUUUUUGACAGUAUGAAUUAUUUUGAUUAAUAUAAUUAAAUAUUUUAAAGGAAGACAAUCCAUAAUGAUUAUAAUUCGUUUCGGAUUCUGAUGAUGCAAAGCAUGUUGCUCACAAUAAUGCAAGAUUGCUUUGCGGUAUGUCAAUAAUUUAUUAUGAUUUAGUUACUGUAUAUGUUUGGUCACUUCUAACAUUUUACUUCUGUUUCAUCAAUGUAUGUUUUGUCACACAGUAGUAUUUGUGUUGUAUUUUUGACUGUAUUAUCUGUAGUGAUAAAUAAAUUAAUGACUGAUUGGC